UAGACUUUCCUUCCUGCACCUGUAGGAGAGAUGGUGAUCUUUCCCGGAGAGGCUGUCCUCUCCGCCUGCACUCAGCACACCUCAGUUCGAUGCACUCUGAUUGCAGCUCAUUGGGACUGUUCAGAGUCCCUCCUAUUUUCUUCUAAGCCCCAUCCUCUGGGAAAAUACCAGCCUAUUCUAAACUCUAUCCCGCUAGGAGAAGGUUUGAAGUAAGGAGCAGAAGAAACUUAAAUUCUGGAAAUAGCGACUCAGUAUCAUGGCCGGCUGCCUUAAUGAAGAUCCAGAAGGAAGUCGAAUCACUUAUGUGAAAGGAGAUCUUUUCGCAUGUUCCAAAACAGACUCUCUAGCCCAUUGUAUCAGUGAGGAUUGUCGAAUGGGUGCUGGCAUAGCUGUUCUCUUCAAGAAGAAAUUUGGAGGGGUGCAGGAACUGUUAAAUCAACAAAAGAAGUCUGGAGAAGUGGCUGUUCUGAAGAGAGAUGGACGAUAUAUAUAUUACUUGAUCACAAAGAGACGGGCUUCACAUAAGCCGACUUACGAGAACCUGCGCAAGAGUUUAGAGGCCAUGAAGUCCCACUGUUUGAAGAAUGGAGUCACUGACCUCUCCAUGCCCAGGAUUGGAUGUGGUCUGGAUCGUCUGCAGUGGGAAAAUGUGUCUGCGAUUAUUGAAGAGGUGUUUGAGGCAACGGACAUCAAAAUCACGGUGUAUACACUCUGAACAGAGGAACAUUUGGAUGACUCACGGUCUUUGUGUCCUUUCUACUUGGCUGUAGGACUGAGCACCUGUAGGACCUCAGAAUGGGCAGGGGACAGUGUGUGAGGGAUCUGUGUCACAGGCCAGAUGUGGCUUUCUGUACUCCAAGACUGGAGGGUGCUGGGCCCACGCAGUGUGGCAGGAAACCAGCUUAGUAAGCCCACCGGGUGGGCCUGUUUUGCUCAUCCACUACUGGGUUUGUUUGGCUGGCCACUAGGUGGCAGCGUUGAUUCUAAAGCUCUUGCUUGCUUUUAAAGAGAAAUUACGGGAGAGGUAAACUUGCGAUUCUUUGGCGUCUUUUGUAUCUGUGCACCUGGUGCCAGUCUGAUGUCAUCAAAAUCAUCCUAGGAAAGGAUUAUGGUUGUUUUGUGGUAGUUACACGUGUAGGUUUCUGCUGUCACCAAGGGGUUUGUGGGGACGGGAGUGGAACAAUAAACCUUUCUGUUGGGGUCACUCA
Messenger RNA from Peromyscus californicus insignis, 1208 nucleotides. RefSeq names its product O-acyl-ADP-ribose deacylase 1 (gene Oard1). The transcript is spliced from 6 exons. Bases 257 to 715 code for a protein of 152 amino acids. Lineage: Eukaryota; Metazoa; Chordata; Mammalia; Rodentia; Cricetidae. Gene Ontology annotation, biological process: peptidyl-glutamate ADP-deribosylation. The record is from RefSeq and is a predicted model, not a curated record.